This is a messenger RNA of Chaetomium fimeti, 603 nucleotides long. RefSeq lists its product as uncharacterized. The coding region runs from base 1 to 603 and encodes 200 amino acids. The record is from RefSeq and is a predicted model, not a curated record. NCBI's taxonomy places the organism in Eukaryota, Fungi, Ascomycota, Sordariomycetes, Sordariales, Chaetomiaceae. The transcript is spliced from 2 exons.
AUGCCACCCCAAACCUCCAGGGUUGACCAGCAAAUCCACGAUUAUGCUGCCAGCCUCGCGAUUACCGAUGUGUUUCUUGAGGGCUCCGAGAAAGGUCAAGUGACAGAAUCGCAGGUCGCUCGCGUCCUUCCCCACACACCGGGGCUUUUUCACGAUUGCCUGAUCGCCAUCGAUAUCAUGGACAAGAUUGACCAGCUGUUCAACAUCGGCGAGCGGAGCUCAAGCGGACAGAGUGCCGACAUGGACACUCCGGACGAGAGCACAGAAGACGAGGACCUACUGGCGCAGCGCAACUUCAUCAAGACCCGCCUAAACAUCACCCAAUACCUGUUACGCUUCGACGUACGCGACAGCAAGAUCCCGGCCUCCUUCACCAUCGAGUUCUUCACGCGCAUCUUCGACGACAAGGUCCUCCGCGCCCGCUUCGACGACUACCACCGCCGCGGGCCCCGAGGGCGUCCGGACAUCCACGCCGUCAUGCGCGGGUACUGUAUCCGCCUCGAGAAGCUGCGGAGCUGUGGUGGUCGCAUCAGGUUCACCCGUGACCGUGACCUCCCGGUGCUGAUGGUUCCGCUUUGGAAGAACAGCCCGGGCGUUGUUUGA